Messenger RNA from Mugil cephalus (flathead mullet), 2133 nucleotides. Its product is annotated as leucine rich adaptor protein 1-like. The record is from RefSeq and is a predicted model, not a curated record. Gene Ontology annotation, biological process: positive regulation of canonical NF-kappaB signal transduction; positive regulation of cytokine production. The coding region runs from base 573 to 1523 and encodes 316 amino acids. NCBI's taxonomy places the organism in Eukaryota, Metazoa, Chordata, Actinopteri, Mugiliformes, Mugilidae. The transcript has 3 exons.
GUCUCUGGUCUGGUGUAGGUGGGUGCUACAUGGCUAAGUAACCAAAUGUUUCCCAGCAGAACAUGGUCUAUCUUAUUAACUUCUCCAGACAGUGGUUGUAAUAUGUUAUGCGCGCUCAUCAGCUAAUCACCAGCUCGUAGCGCACAGGUGUCAGUGAAGCCUCCCCGGAAUGAACCUGUCACUAUUGUGUGAGGACGAGACAAAGAGCAUGUCCUCUUUCCAGCACCCUGUUCCGGGCAACAUACCAGCGAUGCCUCUGUGCAUGAAUGAUGACAGCAGUCAGCAGCUACACGUUUGUUCGCUCGCGCUUCCAGCGGUUUCAUGGCUCGUCCUGCGCCUCUCUAACAAGUUUGCCAUUAAUGCUUAAAUGGUGGAGUGUUCAGGAAUAUAACGCGUGGACUCCGCUCUAAGUGUGCGGGGUGUGUGGGUGUGUGAUUUUACACCUCGGAGGAGGGAGGGGAGAUCUCAUUUUUCACGGUGGCAGUCGGGAAGUUUGAAGGAAUUUACGCACAAGCUCCUCUUCAUCCAGAAUCCAUAUCCAUCUCGGGAUAUUUGGAGGUAAUUAACACGGCAUGGCAGAUGAACUCCUCGACGAGGACUUCCCGGAUCUAAAAGAACUGGAAAAUAAGAUUGGUAGGAAAACACCGGAGAGUCUUGUGAUUUGGCUGAGGGAUGCUGCGAACUGCGAAGAUGGAUGGAAGUCGGAUGUGAACUCGAGGGGAGACAACGGCUCCGCCUUCCCCGACAGUUUCUGCGACAAAAUUAACAACUUAAAACAAGAGAUGAGAUGGCUCCGUUCCACUGAUGUGAGGAUUCUGCGGCAGCUGGUGGCCGUGAAUGAGGGCAUCGAGACCAUGCGCUGGCUGAUGGAGGAGCGGGGGGCCUUGGCCAGCCGUGGCAGCAGUUUAACGGGAAGUCUGAGCAGUCUGGCCACAAGUGAGGAGUGUGGGCAGUCAGUGUCUCCCAGAGAAUACCCAAGUCCAACUGGCCUUGAGGAUUUGGCUGAAACCACUAGUGAGGAAUCAGCAGAUCAAACGCCACCACCACACACUGACCGUGGCGGCUCACACCAAGACAGCUCCACGAAGGCUUAUGAACCAAGACCUCUGAGUCCUUCCACCUCCAGGUUCAUAGAUGAUCACUCCACUCGUGACAGUCAUGACCUGGCAUCAAUUAAUCCUGCCAACGGUUUGGAUGAUGCCGAUGUACCAAAGUCACAGUCACAAGACUCAGAUGUUGCAGCGCACCGUAGAGUCAUCAAAACUCGUGGUAACACCAUCUGGAGAGCUCUGCUCAGGUCCAACAGACCAAGAAGGCAAUUAAAGGAGGUUAUUGAUAGUUUUGCCCUCACUCACUCACAACAAGGAGACACGAGCACAGUUUGCAAAGCUGAGGAGAGUUUUACAGCAUCUCACACAAAUACGACGGAAGAGGAAGAGAGUGCACCCGGUGGAGAGGCUUUGCUGGGCUACGAUGCUCAGUGGUGCUGGGUGAACUCACAGGACGAUGUGACAUUUUUAUGAUCCACUGUAAGCACAAUUUAAAUUUACAAACUUUGCUUUAAAACUAUUCUGGCAAGCAGUCAACUGUCAGUAAAACAGUGGAAUUUAAAAUGCACAAUAAGUCACAAUAAGAUUCUUGAUGUUUUCUGAUGAAUGUUUGUCUCUGCGUCACUACCUGCUUGGAGUUGUGAAGAGAAAAUGUUUUAAUUACAAUUGUUAAGAAAAUGUAUUUAAUAUGAAAACGCUUUACUUGAAUUUUAGAGAUGCUAAUUAUAAACAUGAGUUUUUUUUGAUAUAUUGUUUUGUUUUAAUACAUGGGUCAUCCUUCUGUUAAUAUCUGAUUGUGAUGAUGUUCAUUUGACAUUGUUUUUCUUAUUAAACAAGAAUGCUCGUUCAUUGCUAAGACUUAUUUUUGCAUAUAUUGUCCAGUUUCAUUUAAACCUCCCACCAUAAUGGAUACAAUGUAACAAAUGUAACAUGCAAUACAAUGUAUUGCAAUGUAACAUGUUUUUUGUUUUUAAAGAUGUUGAUUUUUUUUCAGGUUGUUCUGCAUUGAUGAGCCGGUUUUUGACAAUAAAGACAAUAAAGGUUAUUUAGUGAGGAACCUGAUUUCCUCUUGGCAGGAGUGUAA